UGAUUUCUGAAUGACUGAAAAGGAGUUUAGUGCAGUUCCUGAAAAAUGCGAAGUCAGCCACGAAAGAUCCUUUUAGGGAUUUUCGUCUGUGGUUUCGUUGGAAUCUUUGCUCUGUUUCAGUGGCAGUCUCGUUAUUUUGAAAUUUCCAACCACCCUUACUUCACCUACGAUCUUGAACAAGAGGAACCGUUUGACGAAGAACAGACGUGUCGAAUCCCAAGAAUUCAUCCAUUUGACAACUCCAUCUGGCGGUACCUAGCUGAAUCCAAACCGAUUCGUUGUAAACAUCGUCAGGGUUUCUUGACUUACAUUGAUGAAUUAGGAAACCUUCGUUUCAACGAAACGGAAAGAGAGUGGAUAGGUACGAAACGACGAAAACUUUCGUGUUUUUACCAAGUUGUGCUCAGGCAGAAUGGUUCUGACGAUCAAAUCACAUUUGGUCCGAAAAUUAUUCUGCCACCAGAAGGCGCUCCGAUAAGCCACGACUUUGUUCAUGUUUCUUGUGUGAAUUUCGCCGGGAUCUCAGUAUAUUCAAACAUUCAUGCACAUAUCAGAAACACAAGCUUCUUAAAAAAGCCAAAAUCCAAAGCUUAUAACGUCAAGAAAAAAGUGUACUAUAAUGUCGUUAUAUUUGGGUUAGAUUCUUUAUCUAGGCUUAGCUUCAUACGUUUACUGCCAAGAACUUAUAAUUAUCUUCAGGGCACUAUGAAAGGGUUUGUAUUUCGUGGCAUGAACAAGGUGGGCGACAACACCUUUCCUAAUUUGGUCGCCAUGCUGACAGGAAAGCAAGCUUACGGUAAAGAACUGAACUCGUACGAUCUUUAUGACGAUUGGCCAUUGAUUUGGAGUGACUUCAAUAAAGAUGGGUAUGUGACUUUAUACGCUGAAGAUUUUCCUAAGUUUGCGCUUUUUAAUUAUCUUUCAACAGGCUUCCAGCGCCCUCCCACGGAUCACUACUUUCGUCCGUUUUGGUUGGCAUUGGAGGGCUCUUCGCUAUAUCGGUUCAGCUCCAAUAUGUGUUUUGGAGCCGAACCGAAGCACAUGCUUCAGAUAAGAUACUUGAAAGAUUUCAUUACGAAAUACAGAGAUGUUCCCCAUUUUGCGUUUUCCUUUUUAGUAGAAAUAAGUCACGAGUAUCUGAGUCAGGUCGGUGCGGCCGAUGAAGAUAUGUUGAGGCUGCUCCAGGAUUUAUAUGGCGGCGGGCUUUUGAACAGAACUGUCUUUCUGUUUAUGUCUGAUCACGGCCAUCGAUUUGAUGCCAUGAGGGAGACCCUAGUGGGACGAAUAGAAGAAAGAUUACCGUUCUUUUCCAUGUUCCUGCCAGAAACCUUAAAACAAGAACAACCCCACGUUCUCCAUCACUUGAAUGAAAACCUUAAGCGAUUGACAACCCCGUAUGACGUCCAUGCCUCAUUAGUUGAUAUUUUACAUUAUUCAGUGAGACAGAAGCCCCUUGGUUCUGUGGUUUUAGGUAAAGGUCGUUCUCUCUUUGGGUAUAUACCUCUUAACCGAACUUGUGACGACGUGGGUAUCUCGGAACACUAUUGCACGUGCGAAGAAGAAGUGCCUUUAGCUGUCAGUACAGCGCAUGUGCAAACGGCGGCGAAAUCUAUCGUAACUCAAAUUAAUAACAUUUUGUCCAACUUUACAGACAAAUGUGCCAUCUUGACUUUAAGUCGCGUGAAAAGUGCUCACCUUCUCUCCCCUAACUCCAAAUUAGUUGGAUACUCCAUAGCAGGAAUGGCGGAGAAAAUUCGACUUGUCGUCGAAACAGAUCCAAACAAGGGAUUGUUUGAGGCGACGCUCAUGAACAAAGAAUACAGUGAUGCGUAUGAAGUCGUUGGUGACAUCAGUAGGAUUAACAAGUACGGUAACCAAUCAGAGUGUAUCCAGCACGCUAUUAUCAGAAAGUACUGUUACUGCUUUAGGUAGCAAAGUUUAGCUCCAGAUAUAGUUGUGGCAGACACCACAAAUAAAACCUCAGUUUACAAUUAAAAUUUCAAUAUUUGUUUGCCACAAGGUAAUUUAAAUAUUUAAUUAUUUCUUCCAAUUAAUGAGCGUUUUUGGUGUCACGUUUCUUAAAAGUUGACGUUAGUGGCCUAAGGGUUAGCAAGCCGUUGUCGCAAAAUCACUCUCCAUAUUUUAGGCGUAUAGGUGCGUUAUAAGAGUAUCAGUCGAUCAGACUAGUCCAAAAGUGGAGGGGAGGGUGUUCACUAGCUGCUUUCCCCCUAGUCCAGCGGUACCCAAUCUUUUUCUCUUCGCGAACCCCUUAAGUAAUAAUGGUUUUCGCAGCUAACCCGCUUUUAAGCAGUAUUAAAUUUUGUAAAAUAAAACAAUUUUUUAACACGUUGAAUGUAUUGAGUAUAAACAUAUUGAUGUAACACGUUCACAAUAAGAUCUGAAUCUGAUAUUAUCACCAGUUAAUACCCAGUCAAAUUAUAAUAUAAUUCUUGAAACAUAAAAAAAAAAAAAAAUGCAAACAAAAAACCAUUUAACUAAAACUAACAAAACUUCUGAAGCUGUUUUUAAAGUAUUUUAAAAGUUCGGUUCAACAGAAGAGAGAUAUAUAGUCUUAAAUCUGGCUCUGUAUCAAUUUAUUCCCUCCCCGUAAAUAUUUAAUAAAUUCGAAGCAAAUCAAACUAUUGGUAGGAACUGUAGAACCAGUUAAGUGAAAAACGCCAUUACCAAACUUUUCUUGCGAACCACCGGCUAGGAGCCGCUGCUGUAGUGUAUGGACAGCUGGUGCUGGUAUCUUAUGUCUGUCUGCACGAAACAAACUAUUAAAAUUAAGUGUGGUGUAAAUUUUCUCGCGUGAAAUUGAGAUUCAAUCAUUAAAGCCAAAAAUAUUCGAUUAAUAUUCUGUUCCACUUGUAAGUAACCAAGAGUCAUCUUAUUGAAACGAACAUUUCAGGAGGGAUAAUACACGCACACUCUGUAUGAAAACAUUCGGUUGUAGUUGGUUUUGGAUCUUUGUAGCCGGAUGUUGACCAGAUAUGUAAAAAAAAAGCGCCAAAAUGAUCAAACUGUUAUAUUCUUGAGAAUACUUUUGAUAGAACGUAUAUUUAUUAAUCAAUAUAAUUAGCUAGGAUUUUUAUGAACACGCACACAUCCAAGACACGUGUAAAUUAAAGAUGGCGUUUCUUACCGGAAAGUUACCACCUAUUUCAGAAGUCUAUAUCUAGAUUAUUGGUUUAUUUUUCGGAAUAGGUUGUCAGUAGAAACACACAUUUCUAUCAGGCGUAACCAUUUCAAAAUGGUGUUUUAAAUUGACGCUUGAUUUUUGUUCUUGUGCUCUAGGAAUCAAACUUGGUGAAAAAAAGUAUGAUAUGGCUAAAAACAACAACUAUUUACUAACGCAGAGUUGAAAGUUUUACGUGACAAUAUCUCAAUUAAAAAAUUGUAUAUGUUAAUAGUGGUUCUUCAUUGUAUCCCAUUUUAAUUUAUUAUUUUAUAGUCGGUUACUUGUUAACCCUAAGAUAUUUAGACAUAUUAAAUAAUCUACAAAUAAUAAAUUCACUCUUAAGUUUGAUACAACAAUAAAUACGAUUUUGCGGUUGUUGUUUGUAUUUAUAAACUUUGGAAAGUGGUUAUAUUUGUAUAGUGUAUGUUUAUUAUGUAUGUAUGUAUGUAUGUGUGUGUGUGUGUGUGUGCACACUUGUAUUUAAUUCUUCCUUGCUCUGUUAUGAACGUAAAUGUUUGAUACAGUAGUUUUCAUUAUACCACUAGGAGGCGUGGUUGACGAAGCUUAACAUUUAUUAAAGUUUUUAUAAUGUGUACAACUAACUAAACACCUCCAUCAUGUAAAGUGUUUAUAAUGUGUACAACUAACUAAACACCUCGAUCAUGUAAAGUGUUUAUAAUGUGUACAACUAACUAAACACCUCGAUCAUGUAAAGUGUUUAUAAUGUGUACAACUAACUAAACACCUCGAUCAUGUAAAGUGUUUAUAAUGUGUACAACUAACUAAACACCUCCAUCAUGUAAAGUGUUUAUAAUGUGUACAACUAACUAAACACCUCCAUCAUGCCCUUUCAUAAGGUUUGAAUUUGUAGACAGUAAAGCAUACUUUUAUCAAGUUCUGUUCCAGGGUUUAAUUUUGAAAGUCAUGAGACCACGUACAGGUGGAGACACCAGUUAGAACCUGAAGACGUCACUAAAAAUAUAGUUAGGAGAAGCUCUUUUUUUUUUCCUGUGAACCUUCUUACAGGUUUUUAAACUUGUCAGGUCAAAUCGAAUAAAGCAAAAAUUAUCAUAGUUCAUUUGAUUAUUCUGUCACUAGGAAAGACGCUUACUUACCGAACUCUUCGUGAGAGUGUUCUUGACCUUAGUAAAAAAACUUGUGCUUUGAUGUUCCUUUUGUUUCUAAGAAAAAUUGUAUUAAAAGUUAUGAACUGAAUUUUGUAAGAAAAUGUAAAUAUAUGAGUUUCUAUUUGUAAAUCUGGCUCCAUUUUGAUUAAAGUGUAAUCUUGAA
Limulus polyphemus (Atlantic horseshoe crab) is the source of this 4471-nucleotide messenger RNA. RefSeq lists its product as uncharacterized. NCBI's taxonomy places the organism in Eukaryota, Metazoa, Arthropoda, Merostomata, Xiphosura, Limulidae. The coding region runs from base 46 to 1932 and encodes 628 amino acids. The record is from RefSeq and is a predicted model, not a curated record. The transcript has a single exon.